Bufo bufo (common toad) is the source of this 734-nucleotide messenger RNA. Its product is annotated as protein ANTAGONIST OF LIKE HETEROCHROMATIN PROTEIN 1-like. NCBI's taxonomy places the organism in Eukaryota, Metazoa, Chordata, Amphibia, Anura, Bufonidae. The record is from RefSeq and is a predicted model, not a curated record. Bases 114 to 734 code for a protein of 206 amino acids. The transcript has 2 exons.
AUUAUAUGCGCAUGACUGUUGAUAGUUAUGACCAGCUGCUGUAGCGCAUUUCAUCACGCAUUGAAAGACAGGAUACCCGCUACAGAAGGGCCAUUUCUCCUGCAGAGCGGCUAAUGGUGACAAUAAGGUUUCUUGCUACUGAAGAAAGUCUGUCAUCAUUACAUUACCAAUAUCGCAUGGGAAUUUCUACGAUCUCCGGAGUAGUCAAAGAUACUUGUCGUGCAUUGUGGGAGGUAUUGCAUGAGGAUUUCAUCCCACAUCCAACAACAGAACGGUGGCUUCAAAUAGCAGACAAGUUCAUGGAAACAAGCCAAUUCCCUAAUUGUGUAGGAGCUGUGGAUGGCAAACAUAUAAGGAUUGUAAAACCUUCUGGAAGUGGAUCUGAAUUUUUUAACUACCAAAAAUAUUUCUCCAUUAUCUUAAUGGCCAUUGCAGAUGCUGAUUAUCGAUUUGUCGCAGUUGACAUUGGAGCGUAUGGACGGAGAAAUGACUCGAUGGCUUUCAAAAACUCCUCUAUGGGACACCUUCUGUAUUCAAAGCAAUUUGGAUUACCACCUCCAAGACCUUUGCCAGGUACUGAUAGACCUCCAAAGCCAUUUGUCGUAGUAGGGGACGAGGCGUUCCAAAUGUGUGAGAACCUCAUAAAGCCAUACUCCAGCCGUGACUUGAACUCUACAAAGUGCGUGUAUAACUACAGACUUCAAUUGAGGAAAUUGUGGAGUCCGCACACCUGA